Molecule: messenger RNA, 897 nt
Organism: Capronia epimyces CBS 606.96
Lineage: Eukaryota; Fungi; Ascomycota; Eurotiomycetes; Chaetothyriales; Herpotrichiellaceae
Exons: 2
Coding region: 1-897 (298 amino acids)
Biological process (GO): mitochondrial citrate transmembrane transport
Source: RefSeq, a predicted model, not a curated record
AUGUUUGCAAUAAUACAGGGCUCAGCGAAAUCACCUCUGGUGUCUUUGAUCGCUGGAGGCGCAGCUGGAGGCGUGGAAGCCACAGUGACAUACCCAUUCGAAUUCGCCAAAACACGCGUGCAGCUCCAUGAAGAUAGUCCGACACGCAAUCCGUUCCGGGUGAUCAAAGCAGUGAUUGAGAACGAAGGUCCCCGGGCACUGUACAAGGGAUGCGAGACGCUUGUGGCCGGCACGGUUCUCAAGGACGCGAUCCGCUUCAUUUCCUUUGACAGCAUCAAAAUGGCCUUCAAGGAUCCCGAGACCGGCACGCUCUCACCGCUGCGGAAUCUCAUGGCGGGCAUUUCGGCCGGAGUGGUUGCUAGCACGUUUGCGGUGACUCCCACGGAACGCAUCAAGACGGCGCUGAUCGACGAUGCGCGACACGAUAAGCGGUUCAAGUCCCCGUGGCACGCGACAAGCACGCUCAUCAAAGAACAUGGUCUCCUUCGCGCUUUGUACAGAGGCUAUGUAACGACGACGCUUAAGCAAGCUUCCACCACGGCCGUCAGGUUGGGCACGUACAAUAUCCUCAAGGACUACGAGCGGCUGCACAAUAUUCCGCAGACGACUGCUACCACUUUCGGGAAUGGUGCUGUCGCCGGGACUAUUGUUGUGUUCGUGACGCAGCCGUUUGAUACGCUGAAAACUCGCGCCCAGAGCGUCCAAGGUGCCGGCGUGGUUGAGGCCUUCACCAGCGUCAUCAAGGACUACGGCGUCAAGGGUCUCUGGAGGGGCAGUACCAUGCGCUUGGGCCGGACCGUCCUCGCCGGAGGAAUUUUAUUCACCACGUACGAAUGGAUCGCAGCUUUGAUCCAGCCCAUCUUGGAGAAGAAGCUCAUUAUUGCCCGAUCGGAAUGA